GUCUGGGUCAGGGUGGUGGUGGGUGGCCCUUGGAACGGUUGGCGUAUCACCAGUUUUGUUGCUCUCGUUUCCUUUCUCUUCUGCUUUUCUCCCUGUUGUUGUUUUUACAUGUCUUCAGUUAAUCCCAUCUGUCGCUCGUUCACGAACUCGGCUCUCCAUCUCCCAUUGCUCUGCGCGUGGUGAGAGUUAAGAAAGCAACUCGACCGAAUAAGAAUAACGUAACACCAACAUCAAAAACACCAGAGAACCGCCGUGGCCAUGACUCAACACAAUACCGUCCGCGCCAAAGGAAAGGAGCAUUUUCCCAACUAUCCUCGCGGCUUCACCGUCCUCCGCAUCUUCCAGCUCGUCUUCAGUUUCAUCAUCCUCGCCGUGGUCUCUUACACGGUCUACAUCGUUGCCUUCGACGGCAACUGCUUGAUGCUCUUCACCGCCAUCGCUACUUUCAUUGCAUCCUUGUACAUGGUCAUCGCCAACCAGUGCGCGCCGCAGCUGUACAACUACUGGGCCGUCCUCUCCCUGGAUAUCUUCCUCCUGCUCUUCUGGCUCAUCUCCUUCGCCCUUCUCGCAGCCCAGACUGCCUACUUUUGGGCGGCCAGCUCCGACUACUGCGACUACUACACGUGCUACUAUGGCACCUUGUCCGGCAGCGCUCUCGUCUUCGGUGCCAUUCUCGCCGCUGCUUCUGGUCUGGGCGCGCUUGAGUUCUUAUUCUUCUUCAUCUCUCUCAUCAUCCACAGCAUUGCCAUGUGCCGCCACCGCCGCGCCGGACUCCACUGUAAUGCCGUCCCGUCCGGCACCGCCCCGGUUGCGGUCGCUGUCCCGGUCCAAAUCCACCCCCAGGGCAUGAUCAACUACCAAGGCGCGCAGUACGCUGCUCCUGUGGGCCAGAAUGCAGCCUUCAACACGCAGCCCGUGUACAACCAGGCUCCGCCGCCUCAGGGUUUCCAGCCUCAGCAGCAGCUUAACGAGAAGCAGCCAUCGUCCGUAGGUCCCCAGGGCCAGCAGCAGUUCUUCCCGCCUCAGAGUCAGCAGCAGCAGCAGCAGUUCUAUAACCAACCUCCUCCGAUAGUCUCCCAGCCCACUGGAAACACCUUCCAGCAAACUCCUGCUGUCCAGCAUUCGUCUCCUUCGCCUCCUCAGCCUCCCCAGGGCACAUACCAACCUCCGUACAACCAGCCUACUCCACCUCCAGGACAAGCUGUCUACCAGGCUCCCACCUACCCUAGCCAACUUCCUUAGGGCGCCUACUUCCUUAUGGCGCCUACUAGUAGAUGACUUUGGGGUCGGUUGUAUACGGAGAAGAGAGAAGAGAUGUUGAGAUUUGAAUUAAGAUCAAGGUUUGGUUGUAUUUGCUUUUAAGGAUACCAUUUGGCGUCGAGUAAUGAGGGAGUCGCACUGGCGCUCUAUACAGACUGUCGCUCAUUAGAGAGUCGUGUAAAUGAUAUUCGCUCACAUCGUU
Molecule: messenger RNA, 1462 nt
Organism: Ilyonectria robusta
Lineage: Eukaryota; Fungi; Ascomycota; Sordariomycetes; Hypocreales; Nectriaceae
Exons: 3
Coding region: 259-1242 (327 amino acids)
Source: RefSeq, a predicted model, not a curated record